AAGUGAACCUCCUGGUAGAAGUUCGACCCCUGUAAAUUUAGAUGAGGAGAGUGUUAUCUCUAAAAGCACGUCAACGCAAAGUUAAAGAAGAAUAGAGAGAGUUGACACCCCUGACGAACACCACUUGAGAUAAUCAAUUCUGAUGACAGUUCGCCAUAAGCCCUCACUCGACCAGUUGUAUUCGAGUAGAGAGCCUUUACAAGGUUAAUGUACUUCUUUGGUACUCCUUUCAGUGACAAACACUGCCAUAGAACCUCCCGAUGUGACCAAAUUGUUCUCGUGUGCUGUUACGGGUAUGAGGUCUGAUAUCACUUAUCAGUUGCCCACACCGUGGGUUAGGGUUCAGUCAAUAAGGUAAAUAGGAUUUUAGUGCUUUAGCUGAUUUGAUAUGCUUCAAUGCUAUUACGAGUUCACGUUACUCGGUGAACGGAAAGAAGGUCAAAGAUACAGUGACACGAUAGGCUAUUCUAAUCCGUUGUCCCCGGCCCUGCUAACUAGAUCAAGAAGUCUUGAUGAGGCAUAGAGAAUGUUUUAUACAAGUACCUCGAAAAUACGAGGUCCCUAAAUACACAAAUCAAGCUUAUUUAUACAAUGAUACGAAUGCCUAUGGAAGAGCCACAAAAGAGCGUACUAAGAAAAUCCGUCAACCAAUGACAGUCAAGGAUUUCCGAGUGAGAAAUGUAAACUGUUGGUCAACUAAGCGUCUCUCGGCACAAAAACAUGAAAUUCAAAUUUUCAGAAUAAAACUACAAAAUUCGAACAUUUUCCAAAUAAGUUCUGGGGAUCUAACGUCCUCAACAUAAUUUCAGUUCAUGAUGAAAACCCUAAAUCUAAUUCCUUACCAUAACCAUCAAUUGUAAAUCCUAAUUUGAAUUCCUCACACUGGUUUAUAAACCUUAUUUAAUCCUAGUAAGUAGAUGGACAUUCACAAAAUCAGUUUAGUGUCAUUCAAAGAUCAUCCAUAAAAUAUAGAUGUUAAAAGUUAUUUUUGUAUUGAUAUUUAGGACUGUAAUUUAUCAUUCUGAUAUUGUACAAGUCAAUGGCCAUCUGUACUCAGUAGCUGAAUGGAUAUUACGAUGGUGUUUGAAGCUAACGGUACGGGGUUCGAGUCCAAGAGUGAACAUCAUUUCAGGGAUGUAUGUACAUCUGUCUAACUAGUCCCAUAUAGAACGAAAUACGCUUCCUAGAUUCCACUGUUAACCAUUAUCUAUCUCUGUUUAUAGGUCUUAAAAGAUUUUGAAUGAUUACUGUAAAUAGGACAGUUAGUUAAUGAUGAAAUUAGUUAAGAGAUAUGAAUAAGAUAAAUAAAGUUAUCAUCUGAAUUAUUCAAUGAAUUGUGUCUAUAAAGAUAUUAGAAGAUUCUUGAACUGAUGUCUAGUGGAGUCAAGGUUAUGAAAAGCUGGAAUGAAAUAACUUUACAGUUUCCAAUAGUUUGUAAUGGUCCCUCAAUUGAGGAACAAAGAAUUGAGUGAUGAAAAUGAAACAAAAUAAAAAUGUCAUAGCUAAUCACUAUCGCUAAAAAUUAUGUUUUUCUUAAACAUUCAUUGAAACAGGAAGACCUAAGAUCUUAGAACAGUUCACUAUGAAGAGGUACUAUACCAUUCUUUCUUCUCAUCUUUAAAUUAUUAAUGCUCUAUCAUAACAAAAGCGGAUAACCACUUCAUCUUCACCUUCAUGAACAUCAAUUAACAGUCAAACACCAUGACAUCUACUCACUCAUGUCAAUACACGUGGACAACUACGAACACACAUUCGACUAGAAAAUAUGGAAAUCUUCGAUAGAGGAAAUUCCAAAAACAUCAGAGAAUUUUUAGAAGCUUGGCACCCACAUCAAUCACCAAUCAACAAGCACAUUGAAAUCUAUCCAAUUCAUCAAUUUAUCAAUAAGGAAAAUUAUGCACACACAUAGGAACAAAAAUCAAACCAAUAGGUGACACAACCAAAACAAAGAAGUAAACAAUGACAGAAUUUAAGGUCAACAAGAACCAAUCAAUAUCGAGGUGUACAGGAUAAGCUGUGAACCACAUAUGGAGAAAUUUGAGCAUUUCAGUUCUAUGUGAAGUUUGUGUUAAUGAUGUCAUUCAGAAGAUCGAUGAGAGCUUCACGACCAAACUAUCGAACUCAGAGAACAGAACUUCAUCAAAAUCAUCCACCUGAGUUACAAGUCUUCUCCAGCAUCUCAAUAACAAAAGCUUACUCUUAGAGUUUACCUUAGAUAUGUUGUCUCCUUAAGUUCACUGCAGUUGGAUAAAAUUAUUGACUUGCAAUAAUCAAUUAACGCAAAUACUACAAUGUUUAGAUAUAGCACUGAUGUCUCAGACUUAUCUUUUCUUCUUAUAAAGAGUUUUAAUCUACAUAAUACUGCCCUAGUGACUUACUGUUACCAUUGAACACCUCUUCCAUUGUUCGUUUUACUCAAGUUUCAUGUUUAUUUCUUCUUAUAUGAUUACAUAAUGAUCUCUCUUUCUCUCACUCACACACACAGACAUACUUAUACAAUCCUAAAAUUAGACUAUAAGUAUAUCAUAACAAGAUCACUACAUAUGUGUUUCAAAGAAACAUUUUACAUUCAUAAAACAGGAAGAUCAACGUUUCCCGGACUGCGAAGCUGACUGAUAUAGAUUUGAAUACAGUAGAGUGUCAAUUACCUGAAUAUUCCAAGUAUAUCUUGCUGAUAAGUCUCAUCUUACAUUAGAAAUGUUUUACUCAAACCAUUUAAGUGAUCAAAAAUAUUAUUUACGAAACACUAGAUUUAUAUCAAUAUAUAUAACAUCUUUCUUGAGUUGGCUUCUCAGAACUACAACGGAGCCUCCAGAGGCCCUAAAAGAUCCGAAGAGUUUCCAUCUAAUCACAACAUGACGGAGCUUUCUAGAAUAUCAACGUGGCAUACUACUACUGUAAAUUGUUAUAACUUAUGGAUUUUUACCCCUAUCAAUGUAUAACGUAAUGAGUCUCCCAAUUAGAGAACAGUGAUUUAUCAAUUGGACCAAUCACGCAUAAAACAAGUACGAGCAGUCUAGAGCCUUCAUCAGUCCUGCUUCUCUCCUAGCCCUGCCCGUUAAGUCCAGAACACCAAUCUCAGCCUCUGCAAUAUCAACCAUGUAUUUCAAACAUACUGGGUUUAUAUACCAAUCAGACAGACCACACCGUACCAUAAAAUAGCAAACAACAUUUGUACAAGAAUUAGUCAAAUGUGGCUGUGAAUGUGGGAGGUAGUAAUUGAUAGACAGGGCAUAACUCAAGAAUGGCAGAUGGUACAAUAAUAAUAGUUCAUAGGUCAAAAUAAAGCUCAUAAUAAGAAGGACAUGAAUUUGAAUAGUUUAGUUAUUUGACAAUUAUACGAUAAAAAUAUGCGUAUAGUAAUGGUCCAUAAAUGUAUCCUAAAAGUUACCAUUCAUUAUUCUCAUCGAGGUACAACAAUCUUCAAAGCCUUCUCUUUGCGAUUACUGCUUAUACUUUUACUACCUCUACCAUUAUGGGAUUUCAACCGUCAUCUAUUUACUAAUGUGGUAUGACAACUCGAACUGAUGUACAUAAGUACGUACGUACGUAUGAUGUUCUACGUUGUUGCUAACUGACUGAUAUAUACAUAUUGUAUGACAUAGAUUAGAAUUUGAGAAAUAAGAAUUCAAGUGUAUAUAUUUCCAUUUUAUAAAAUGACGGUUAAUCAAUACCAAAGUAGGUAGGUAGAAAAAGUUACCUAAAAUAAAAUAAUUUCUAACGUAAUUUAUUUUUAUUCUCCAAUAAUAAUAAUAAACAAAUGAUAUAGUUUGACUAAUAUAACAUCUAAAAUACUAGCCCUAAUAAUUAUCCAUCGCCUUACUAAGACUCGUGAACUACAAACAGGAGAAAAUUAGGCUGGCUUCAGAUCUGGCCGUGGUUGCAUCAACCACAUAUCCACCAGUCGUCAGAUUUUAGAACACAGACAUACUUAUCGGCGUCCGACAAUGACAGCUUUUCUUGACUUAAAAGCAGCAUUUGACUCUGUUGAUCGAGAGGUUCUGUGGCAGUGUCUGUCAUUGAAAGGUGUACCUCAGAAGUACAUAAACCUUGUGAAGGCUCUUUACUCGAACUCUACUAGUUGAGUCAGAUCUUAUGGUGAACUGUCAUCUGAUUUUGCAACCUAAAGUGGUGUUCAUCAAGGCUGUCCACUAACUCCAUUUCUGUUUAAUUUCAUCAUAGACCUACUGCUAGAAAUAACGUUCUCGUUGACUGAAUUCUCGGGUAUUGAUCUCUUACCAUGAGGUCCACUUAUCGACUUGGAAUACGCAGAUAAUAUUGUCCUAUUUGGUGAAGACGAUGAUAAAAUGCAGAGUCUUUUGGUAGCCCUGAACAACAACGCCACGAUGUUUGGGAUGCGUUUCUCCCCCUCUAAAUGCAAGUUUUUGCUCCAGGACUGGUCUGUAUCAACACCUGAACUGAGGAUAGGGAGUGAAGUAGUCGAACGCAUCGACAAGUUCACUUAUCUUAGAAGUCUGAUCAGCCCUAAUGGGUUGGUGUCUGACGAAAUCUCUGCACGGAUUGAGAAAGCUCAUUUGGCUUUUACCAACUUACGUCACCUGUGGCGAAGACAAGAUGUCCGUCUAUCAAUUAAGGGACGAGUAUACUGCGCAACAGUUCAUUCUGCUUUACUUUACGGCUGAGAAACUUAGCCAUUAAUGGUUGAAGAUACUCGUAGGUUGCUAGUAUCUGAUGACAGAUUUCUUAGAAAUAUAGCUCGCGUUUUCUGGGAUCACUGGGUAAGUAAUAGUGAGGUUGGAUGCAAGGUAUUAGGGAAUGAUGGUAAAUCAGUUGACGAUGUAAAUCUUCAUCAACUGAGACGGUUAGGCCACGUAUUACGUAUGCUCAACCACCGAUUACCACGACACGCAAUGCUGAUUAGUGGUGGAGACGUAUGGAAGAAAGUUAUGGGCCAGACCAAAUCGUGGCAUCAGUCCUUGAAGUCACUGACUUCUGGUGUGAACAUUGUUGGUAGAUGAAGACUACUUGGUUGGAGUCCGCAUGACUAUCGUAACCAAUGGUUGGAGACCCUUGAUGACAUGGCUUAAAAUCGAUCACAGUAGUGUAGAUGUAUAUACUCUAUAUCUUCCCUUAAACUAUGAGAUUAAAAUCGCUUCAUAUCUUUCUUUCUACCAACUAAUUAUUUCUUCCUGUACUAUGUCCUUAUACACAAUCUUUCUUUUAUAUAUUACCACCUCUGAAUUAACUACUUCUAUGAAUCCGGUGUUCAUCUUGCUGUGCUUAUGAGGUGUGGCAACUUGGACCGAUGCAUGUAAGUGCCUGUUCCUACAUUGUAGCUAACUGACUGACUGAAAUUUAUACAAGAUAAGGUAACAUUCUAUCACAUCAUUGUUUUGUUUAUUUGAAUCUUCUCAUUUGAUAUUUAGGAUUAUACGAACAUCUUUUGUGAAAUGUCUUGAUAUUGUUGUUAAGUCAGUCAUAAAUAUUAUAAACAAUGUUGGAUAGUAGUUAGCUGUGGAAUCUAGGAAACGCGUUUCGUUCGAUUUUUAGACAUUCAGUAUCAUGAUAUUUGCAACAGAUUAACGUUGAGUCUUAUUCGCAGUGGAUCAACAGUGAUCUAGUAGUUGAAUGAAGCUAAAGAGCACUUUUAACUAAACAUCAAUAAAAACAACAUACAAAAAUAUCAGUGUAGAUUUGUGGAGAUUAUAAAGUUUUUGAUUAAGAUCGUGAAUCGAUUGAUGUUAGACCAUUAUUGGAAACCUCAGUCAAAUACUUAAUAAUCUCUACAACACUAUACUGAUAAUAGCCAUAUGCUCACUAGUGACCAGAAUCGUGAGGGAAUUUUUGGAGUUCUGGUGAGAAGCCGUGAUCAGUGGAUCUAAUCCGUAUCGGGUAGAGACAGGUAUCUACCUCAGUACAUUGGGAGACGGUCGCACGAUUUCAUGGACUGGUUGGAGUUAGACAUUAAUAUCGUUGGAUGCUGGCUCAAUGGUCUAGAGGUUGUGUUCGCGCGCAAAACUGAAGGUCCUUGGCUCGAAUCCUGUGAGCGGGAUCGUAGAUGCGCACUGCUGAGGACGAAACGGCCAUCCAGUGCUCCCAGGUUUUCAAUGAUGGUCUAAUAUCAAUCGAUUCAUGACCUCAAUCAAAUACUAGGUGGUUAAAAAAGUGUAUACAAUAUCUAAAACGUAUGAAGUGAUCAACGAUCAUUUUGUGAAGGAAUUUAGAAAAGUUGACUAUAAUUUUCUUACUGUAAGAUAGUUCAUGAUUGAUCAAGGAUUUACUGAUCACAUUUCUGAGUUCCGAGAGCGUGUUUGAGUCAUGAUAAGGUUAUUAAUGCUGAUGUGUAAAAUACAUACAAGUGAUGAUAAGAUUUGAAUGAGAACAAAUGUACUUCCUGCACUCUACGGUCAUCUGAAAUCCAUUCAUAAUAAAGAGCGGUUAAUCCAACUUGUUUUGUGAAUAUUUCAGUAUCAUCUUAAAAUAAACUUCAAUCUUUUGAACAGCUUCAUUUAAUGGUAUAUAAACAAUCAUCAAAGAUCAUAUCAAAUAUUUCACAUACAUUUCGUAUCAUAAAGGUAUUCACUUCAACACAGAUUGAAGCAAAAAUUGAUUAAUAAUGAAAACUAUGGAUCAUACCAUUUCAAUGUUAUAGUGUAGAUAUGGUAUCUUACUCCUAGAAACGAUCACAUAUAUACACAACCGGCAGAGUACUUUAUCAAACUAAAAUGAUUAUUAUAAGAAGAGGUUUGCGGAGAUUUUAGAAAUUUCACAGAUUGAACUCAUGAAUCAUUUGGAGCUAGAACACCAUGUAAAACCUGGGAGCACUGGACGGCCG
This is a messenger RNA of Schistosoma haematobium, 6796 nucleotides long. RefSeq lists its product as uncharacterized. Bases 4659 to 4979 code for a protein of 106 amino acids. The record is from RefSeq and is a predicted model, not a curated record. The transcript has a single exon. NCBI's taxonomy places the organism in Eukaryota, Metazoa, Platyhelminthes, Trematoda, Strigeidida, Schistosomatidae.